Molecule: messenger RNA, 3391 nt
Organism: Magallana angulata
Lineage: Eukaryota; Metazoa; Mollusca; Bivalvia; Ostreida; Ostreidae
Product: transient receptor potential cation channel subfamily V member 4-like
Exons: 6
Coding region: 619-2889 (756 amino acids)
Biological process (GO): calcium ion import across plasma membrane
Cellular component (GO): membrane
Molecular function (GO): calcium channel activity; protein binding
Source: RefSeq, a predicted model, not a curated record
UUUCAUGUCACGAUUUGCAUUCUUUCAAUGAUAACGCUAAAAUGUGCGCAGUAGUUUUCACAGAGAAAUUGAACUUUGUACAUGUACUUCUACCAAUCAGAAUUUAAAAGAAUUCAAUAGUCUAGAAUCGUUAGUUAUUUUUUGAGUCCAAAUGACGCUGUCUGAAACAUAACACUAAUAAUUUGUUGUUUUUGAAAAUACCUACUAGAAUACUACAAAACUUGGACUGAACAGAUAUUCAACAUAAGAAGAGGGGGAAAUAGUCAAGAAUCAUUUUAAAUUGUGACGCAGACCAUAUUCAGGAUAUUUUGGUAAAGGCCUUUUGAAAAUACAAAUCUUGGAAGUUGUGACCAGAAAAGAAAAAAAAAACCUGACUACAUAAGAGAAGAAAAACUAAACUGCGACAAUAACAAAAAUAGAUUGUUAAGAAGGAUAAACAAGGCAUAGAUCUAUGAGGCUUUUAACUUAAACGUCUUAACCGAUCGAUGUACUUGACAGGUGCCAUGUAACAAAGUACGAGUAGGAACAUCUGAACGUAAAUCAGUAAUAGAUGAAAGAGGUCCAGUGCAGAACAAAGAUCAAAGUUCAAAUAAAGAAAAGGCCACACGCAAAUCAACCAUGAAUGCUUCAACAAAUGUAAAUUACAAUGAUUUCCAAAAUUGCCAAGAGGAAGGCAAAAUUAAAAACGACAAAGGAGAUUCUGGAAUAGAAAAAUUAAAGGAAGUUCUAAGUCUUGGAAAGGAAAACGAAAUUGUCGAGCAUCUAAAUAAAAAUAUAAAACCAAAAAGCCCAGAAGAAAUUAAAAUCCUUAAUGAAGACGCAAAGAGGGAAUUCAAUGGAGAAACAAUUUUACAUAUAGCUUUAAAGUUUCAGGAUACAAACAAAUUUGUAGAAGAAAUAUUAAAACAUAGUAAUGAGUUUUUGAAGGAACAAAGAAUUCAAAGCAGCAAUUUUAAAGGUCAGACAAUCCUGCAUGUUGCCAUAGCAAAAGGGAAUUUAGAGGCUGUCAAAAUAAUUCUUGAAAAUACAAAAAAUGAGGGAAUUCAAAAGUUGCUCUGUACAUGUGCAGUAGGUAGCAAAUUCAAGAACACCGUUUUAAUGGGACAGCUUCCUUUAAGUGUUGCAGCUCUUGCAUGUAAGGAAAAAGAUUUUCAAAUAAUCACUCAUCUUCUCCUUCAAAAGGCUAAAAUUUGGAACCAAAACGAGGACGGGGAUACUGUUUUUCACUCCUUAAUCAAAUAUGCUGAUAUAUAUCCUGAAAAGACCCAGCAUUUAAAAAAAACAUUCGAAUUCCUUUGGGAAAAGUUUAACGAAUACUGCCACGAUACUACAACAUCUUCAAAUCCAACAGAUAUUCUUUUCUGGAAGAAUAAGUCAGGCUCAACCCUGCUAUGUUUAUCUGCAAAACUUGGUGUCAAUGAACUUUUUGAAUUUGUUAUCAAUAUCCAGGAUGUCUAUCGCAUGACAAAUAUAAGGGAUGGUCUUUUCGACAUUAGAGAAUACGAUGUUACAGAAUUCGAUAGAUUGAUAAGUUAUACGGAAAAUGAAGAAAGUAAUAAGAAAAAUGAAGAAAAUAAAAAGAUAAUCACAGUUUUAGAAAGUUUAUUUGACUCCAGGUGUUCUCACAAAGAAGCAUUUCAAAUCCUGAACCAAGAAUUGGUACGGUUUAUUUUGCAAAGGAAAUGGAUGGCUUACCGGAAACCCCUUUUCAUUUGGAUGAUCCUUCAUUUAACAUUUAUUUCUUUGUUUACAGCAUCAUCUAUAAAAAAAUCUGAGAUUUUGUUCUGUCCCACGAACAGUGAGACAUCGCGUAACAUUGGUGAUUUUUUUUAUGCAAUGGUUGUUAUAACUACGACGGUUGGAAUAACUUACUUUAUAUUUGCUUUUUUGUGCAUUAUAACGUUAACAAAACGUUGUAAAUUGGUAUCACGAAAAUCUGUUAAUUUUGGAUUAAUGAUGCAUAAUUUGGACUAUAUAGUUUGUUUGCUGGUAACAGCCAUCAGUGCGCUGUUGGAGUCAUGUUUGAUUAUUCUCAAACUACACUGGGACUAUCACAUUGUUUUUGCAUUGAUAUCUAGCUGGUAUUUCAUGCUUUAUUUUUCUCCAUUUAGCAAACGCCUCGUUUCUUUUACACACAUGAUAAAAUCUGGGUUUCUAGAGGAUUUCUUACCUUUUGUUGUGGUUUUUGUAGGAUUGUUGUUUUCGUUUACAGCAAUGAUGUAUAUGCUUUUCCGUGGAACUAAUGAUGUAGACGAGUUUGAUACUUUUCCAAGCGCUCUUCUCACAAUGUUUAACCUAGGCGUAGGUCUGAAUGAUAUUGGCGUGCUAAGCCUGUCGCGGAUCCCGUGGCUAGCAUACACAUUAUUUGUAGUAUUUGUAAUACUUUCUUUCAUUCAUUUGUUUAAUGCGUUGGUUGCUAUUAUGUCCCAGACAUUUUCUGAUGUACACGGUGAUAGAAAUUCUUUUCUUAAAUACAACAAAUUAAAAAUGAUAGAACUAUUUGAAGACAUAAUUUUAGUUAAACCACUUGCAAAAUGCUUACCUUUCGUGUUAAAGGCAAAACACUGGACACGGGAAAAGGAAGUAAAACUAUCAACUCCGACAACAGAUAAUGCAAAAGAACAGAAAAUGAAACGAUAUUGUUCGGAACUUCACUUGUUGGAUAAAAUGGAUGAAUACAAUGACGACAAGGAGGAAAAGAAAAGAUUAAGUAAAUCAAGAAUGGGGGAUUUGACAAAAUAUUUGUAUAACUAUCAACAUGUCAGUAAAAAGAAGACCACAGAUCUGCAACGAUCCAGCAAAAUCAACCCUGAAAGGGAAGUAAUAUUCAUUGUGCAAAAAACUAGCAAGUCUUCUCAAUACCCAGAGGUGAAUUCAUAUUUGGAAUAAAAUAAUUUUUGACCGAGUGUAUACUUUAAUAUGUAAAUUACAUGUAACAGCUUCAAAUCUGUUAAACGCUCCACAUCGUCUCGAUUACAUAACUGCUGUAUUUGACUUUGUUAAAAUCUGCACAGUUUUUACAAUAUCAUAAAAAAUUCAUUCUAAAAAAUGUUCUUGCCUUUUGCCUUGAUAAAUUUAAUGUGUUUGUAGUUUAAUGGUUCUCUUUUUUCUCAUAUCAAAUUCGAAAAAAGAUAAGCAUAAAAAUGAUACAGAUUUAGAUAUACUACUUAAAAAUAUUGAAACAAUCUUGAUCAGAUUACGUUUGUAAAUUUUGAUUUAUGUUUGCUUGUUUGAAAAGAAUAUAUUUAGUAGCAAGUUUCUGUGAAAUGUAUAAAUUAUGUUUUUACCAUAAGUAGUGAUUAUUUUAGGUUUCAAUCCAAUCAAACUAGGGUAGUAAUAGAAGCAUGAAUUAUCUUGUUUUUAAAUGUUUCAAAUAAAAAGCUUUAAUUUU